Messenger RNA from Leptonychotes weddellii (Weddell seal), 717 nucleotides. The record is from RefSeq and is a predicted model, not a curated record. Lineage: Eukaryota; Metazoa; Chordata; Mammalia; Carnivora; Phocidae.
GAGGCACAGAGGGGGGCACACUGACGACAAACUGUGAGUAUGGCCGAGGGUGGGAACCCUAUAAGAAGUGGUGGUGCCGUGGGAAGAACUGGAAUUCCUGCAGAAUCCUUGUAAAAACCACCGGGUCAGAGCAACUGGUGAAGAAGGGCAGAGCGACCAUCCAGGACUAUCACAACCAACGCACAAUCACCAUGACUUUGGAGGGGCUCCGGCUGGAUGACACAGACACAUACUGGUGUGGAAUUGAGAGAAUCGGCGAAGACUUGGGGUACAAAUUUUCCGUGAUUGUCGACCCAGCACCAGAUCCAACAGAUUUUCCCAAACCUGUGACAAGACCCACAACAGCCAGUUGGGAUUCCACAUUUCCAUUUACCCUGGGCAUCAACAGCACCCAGCCCGUGACUCUGAUCAACCCCGACAGCAGGUCUGGGACCCUGGCCUCCACGGUAGCAGCCAAGAAGCCUCCUGUGUGGAUCCUCCUGAUGCCUCUUUUCUUUGUGAUCCUGGAGUGGCUCUGCCAAGGAUAAUGGACUGUUACAGCAUUCAGUACUCUGGCCAAUGUGGGUUUUAAGAUCCAGACCAUCCGGUAACUAUAAAGUCGGAAUUAAACCAAAAAGCUUCCGAGUGUUCCACAUGGUCAAAGACCCACGAUGGGCCAGGUGUACAGAGGUCUGCUGAUUCCACCUCCUCCUGGAGUAAGAAUCGCCUGAACGUAAG